UCUUUAGGAUCUGAGCUGGAGGAAUACCAGAGCCUCCUUCCCCUUGCCCUACUCCCUGUUCUCCAGCCACCCUCGUGAACCAACCCCAGAGAAGAUCAAAGACAGGCAGAGCAAUUGCAAGGUCGUGAGUGAGAAAUGCGGGACUGAGGAUUGGGUCUGCUCAAGGGCUGACGGGAAUAUUUUGAACUUCGGAAACGGUUUGGAUGAAACCUGCGGCAGCUGUGAAUAGCAUACACUAAACUGCAAACAACAUGAAUACUUCAGUUCUCAUCCCACCUGGAAAUAACUCCAUGCACCUGAAUUUUUCAGAGAAGAAUUCCCAGAUCUUACAGUUUGAGGAUGAAGAUUGCCAUGUGCCUUUAGCCAUGGUCUUCACUUUGGCCUUGGCUUAUGGGACUGUGAUAAUUCUGGGCGUCUCUGGGAAUCUGGCCUUGAUUAUCAUUAUUUUAAAACAAAAGGAGAUGCGCAAUGUUACUAACAUCCUCAUUGUCAACCUGUCCUUCUCUGAUCUUCUGGUGACCAUCAUGUGUCUUCCCUUUACCUUUGUAUAUACUUUAAUGGACCACUGGAUUUUUGGGGAGGCCAUGUGCAAGCUGAAUCCCUUUGUGCAAUGUGCCUCAAUCACUGUCUCUGUCUUUUCUUUAGUCCUCAUUGCUAUUGAACGCCACCAGCUGAUCAUCAAUCCCCGUGGCUGGAGGCCAAAUAACAGACAUGCCUACAUGGGGAUUGCUGCCAUAUGGAUUUUAGCCACAGCUUCCUCUUUGCCUUUCCUGAUUUACCAUGUAUUAACGGACGAACCCUUCAGAAAUAUAACAUUUGAUGAAUAUAAAGACAAAUACGUGUGUUUGGACCUAUUCCCUUUGGACACUGCCAGGCUUUCUUACACCACGACUCUUUUGGUGAUUCAGUACUUUGGACCACUCUGUUUUAUAUUUAUUUGCUACUUAAAGAUAUACAUACGAUUAAAAAAAAGGAACAACAUGAUGGACAAGAUGAGAGACAAUAAGUACAGAUCCUCUGAAACCAAAAGGAUCAACAUCAUGCUGAUCUCAAUAGUGGUUGCGUUUGCAGUUUGCUGGCUGCCUCUUACCAUCUUCAAUAUUGUCUUUGACUGGAAUCACGAAAUUCUGCCUGUUGCGACCUGCAGCCACAAUCUGUUAUUCCUGAUUUGCCACCUCACAGCCAUGAUCUCUACCUGUGUGAACCCUAUCUUCUAUGGGUUUCUCAAUAAGAACUUCCAGAGGGACUUGCAAUUUUUAUUUCAUUUCUGUCACUUCCGCUCCCGUGAGGAGGAUUAUGAGACUAUAGCCAUGUCCACCAUGCACACAGAUGUUUCAAAAACCUCUUUAAAGCAGGCAAGCCCAGUUGCAUUUAAAAAAAUAAGUAGUGAUGAUGAUGACAAAAUCUAAGAAAAAGAGUAAUAAUCCUACGCUAAACUGUUCAAAGUGUGAUCACAGAUGAUGUAAGUCCAAGGACAAGCACAAUCAUGUAACAAGUAUCAAAUGGAUAAAGCUUUUUGUCCUUUUUUCAAGGAACUUUGAUUGUUGUCACUUUGAAAUUAUAUGCUGUGCAUUUUUGCACCUUUUGCUGCUUUAAUGUUCACAGCAGUUAUGCCUGAAUCUUAUUACAAGAUGUAGUUGGACCUGCUACUACCUAGGGUUUUCAUCAGCUACCUUUUGUUCUGUUUUCUUUGUACAGUUACGCACCUUAGCACAAAGAUUUAUAUUGACUUUUUUCCAAAGGAGUAUUUUUCAUGAUUGUCCAUUAGAAACAACAUGAACCACAGAGAGGCUGUCACUACCGAGGACAGCCAUCUCUCAUAAAAUUAGGACAUUCUGAUUUGAAGAGGUCUUUUUCUUUUUUCCUAAUCCGCCUUUUGAUCAAUGUUAAAAGCCUUUAAAAUCAGUAUAGGCACAUGGAAAAUGAUCCUGUGAAACCUGUAGAAUAAGUUAAAUGGGGACACAGAUUUGUCUCGCUCAUAGAGGUAAUUCAGGCUGUAAUCACUUAGGUUCAAAGACAGGAUUAAGAGAGAAAUUCUGUUCUCAUUUACAAGAAUAAAAACCGAGAGUAAUUCCACAGAGCACAAUGGGAUUACUCUGAUGUUUCCCCAGCGUAAAUGAAAGCACAAAUGGGCCUUUAAUCCCAACUGAUUAUAGCUGAUUUUAAUAGUACAGGCUUUUUUUAAUUUAAAAAAACAGAACCUCAUUUUCAUCUGCCAUCAUUGGAAGGAGUUAGUGUUACUAACUGUUGGUCCCACGCCUAUGAACCAUAUAAAGUCUACUUAAAACCUAUGUCAAGAACCUAAAGAGAGAUUGAAAUGGCCACCUUCUGUACAAGGUGGAAUUCCAACCUCGCAGGUGACCCUCAAAAUCAGGUCUAGGAUAAAAAAUUUGGCUUCAGCUACCUGAAUCUUUUUAUAGUAAUUAGUGCUGAUCUAUAUAAAUUAUAUAUAGCCUUAUAGAAUUCUGGGUUCAAAUGCAAUGGUAUAAACCUGGAUUAUCUCCAAGACAAUGGAUGGUUUAAUUGAGGCUUGUACAAUUUAAAAGGAGGAUAUAGUUUGGUUGUAAUUGGUAUAUUAACUUCCAAACUCACCGUUUCCAUAGUUGAUUGAAGUGUGGAAGUAUUUGCCAAAUAUACACAAUAGAGCUGUGUGUGUUACUGCUUAAUAUAUAUAUAUCCUCUAAUUAUACAAAAUAUACAGGACUAGAUCCCCAGCUGAGGGAAACCCACAUAGCUUAACUGCUGUAAAUGGAACUACAACAACAUUAGCGAGCUGAGGUUCUGUGUCAUAAAGUGUACUUUGCAGUACAAUCAAUGCCUUUUUGAAUAACCAACUUUUAAAAAUACAGGAUAGCCCCUAUUUUCAUUUAGCAAGUUUGCUCUAAGCCAUUCUGGCAGAGAAGAGGGUCUUUAAAAUGGGUAUAAAUGUAAAUGUAGCAUAAAUGGCAAUCAGAUCUGAUAUCUUGCAGAGCAAAGAUAUCUCAGGAUGUGAUGAUGAAUUUAAAAUGCUCUACUUCAAUAUGGAUAAAUGCCUAAGAAUUGAAAAUUAUUUAAUUUGCCAAUAUUUAAAAGUCAAAAACUGUGCCUUGUGCAGUCUUAUAAAUAGUGUAGAUUAUAUUAAAGUAGCAAUGUGGUGUUGUGCAUUAUAAUUCCAUGUUUUUCUUUAUUCGCAGAUAAUUUACUUAAAGAAGAGCAUGGUUGAGAAUAGGGAGGGGAAAGUAUUAUACAUAAAAUGAAUUAUAAACAGAGAACUUUGUUUCAGAGCUUUGCACUUUUGUGUUUUAUGAGAUUUCUCUUUUCGGUGUGGUUCUCUAUGGAGCAUGUUGCUAAUAAUUUAACAAUAGGCUCCGGAAAUUAUUCCCCUAUCACUUUACGUUGUUUUUCAUAUAGUAAGGGAAUGCGUAUUUUCACAGAGAGAUACAAUAUAGAAAUCGAGCUUUGUUUUUCUAUUGAAAAUAUCAGUGUUUUUUUUCCCCAUUAGAAACAAUCACAGCAAUUUUUUCCGAUUAAUGUUUCUCCCAUUUAAAAAAAGCAUUUUCUUCCAAUCCAGUAGGAGAAGGAGACAGAAUUACUUGAGCAAGUGCCAGUUAAUUUAUUGGAAAUGUUUGAUUUGGCUGAGUUAAAUGUGUAUAGAGGGUGACAUGUUAGAGCAACUUUAGAGGACUCUAUUAAUGCACAGAGAAUAAAACUAGUAUAUCCUAAGAUUCAGAGGUCUUUGAGAGGAUAACAGUAUUUUUCCUAUGCUGACCUUCUGCUUGCUUGAUGUAUGGUCUCAAAUCAAAUAAUGUCUGAUUUGAAGUGGUACCAUCUCACCAUGAGAUGGUACCAAGCCUGAUGAACAUGUUAAAGCUGCGUCAGCACAUGUGAGCUGGAGUAUUCCUUAGGCUUGGCCGCGUUAAGCUGGGAGCUGUUCUGAUGCACAGCUGUCCCAGGAUCAGGCUUCUUGCGUAUGUUUCCUCCUUUCCCUGCACUGCGCUUUUUUCAGCCUCUGCUAAGGACACAGACUAGGAGUACAUAGUCAUACAAAUAGCACUGGUUAGGCUGCCUGAAAUGACAGUGGGAAGUGAACUCUGUGUAAAAAGGAAUGUGUUUAGCAGGAAAAUGUGUUUGGAGGAUUUCAAAAGCUAAACCAUUGCUCUUCAGAAGAAUUUUUAUGAGGACAAAGAUGAAAGUAGUCUCUCUGAAGGGCUGACCUGACAUCUGCAGGGCGUAAAAGACAUUUACCAAGAGCAGUAUUUUUGUCUUUGGUUUUAUGACUUGACACUGGAAUCCUCAAAACCCCCUGGAGACUUUCCCCUCCUGACACCUGGCUACAACACUAAUCCUCUUUUUCACCUUCCCAUCUCCAGCACAGCUUCUCAUCCUGCAUGUAUGGAAUUUCUUUAUAGGGUGGGCUGUUGGAUGUCAUGUUUCUCUAUCGUUUCUCAGUCAUUCUGAUUUGAUGUUUGUUCAUCCUAUGUGAUGUUUUGUCAAACACUCCACGCUUCAGCACGUGCUGAUUCCUAUCUCAAAAGCCUGUAAAUUUCUCUUAUUCUUUCAGACUGGUAGAAAUGUUUUACUGACAGAAAAACAAAAUAGCGAGGGAUCUAUAAUGUAUCUUACUAUUUAUUUGUAUGCAACACAUUUAGUGUCAAAUCUACAGCCCUAAAUGACAAAUAUAACUAUUUAACAAACCUUAAUAUUGGCUUCAUUUGUCAGUUAUUAUAUUAUCUUAAACUUCCCCUUUAUCCACCACAGACAUUUAAUGUCCCUGCAUAAUCAUAAUACAGCAGCAUAUUUCUAUGUCCUCUUUAACAUUUCUGUAUUCCCAUAUUGCUUUUCCAGCAUAUCUCUUGGUUGUGUCAUCGUCACUAUGUGCUGUAACCCACAACGUUCAUGUCUUUAAUUAAAAAAAAAAAAAGGACAUCAGGAAAGGAGGCAAAUAAUUGAAUCAAUACCUGGUUUUGAUAGACUAGGAAAAAGUUGGAUUAAAAAAAAAUAAUCCUGUUUUUGCAAGCUCCUACUUCAGCCUUAACAACCAGGUUUAAAUAGGAAAAGGAAUUAACAUGACUAGACCUUUAAGCCAGGUGAGCUGUUGCUGACUGCAUUUCUUUACUGAUGAAGGUGUGAAGGCCUAAUGGUUCCUAUAUUCUAACUCUGUUGUCUUCUGAUAAAGUACUAUCUGUUAUUAAUGGAUCCUAAAAGUAAAAUUUGAUACUGGUUUGUAUUCAGACUCUAAGUGAGCACAUACUUACAUCUGGACUUGUUUAUCAAAUUUUGAUUCUGAUCUCAGGAAAAUGUUCUGAGAUUAAUGAGACUGAAGAAAUUGCUUAAAAGUAACCAUUCACCUAAGCACUCUGUUGAAGAAAACUGAACUGCUGGUUGGAAGCUCACGUACUUUCCUAAAAAUCAGAUUUUGGAUUUCAGCUUAAUAUAGGAAUAAAUUAAUGGCAUAUAACUUUUCUCUAGAUUUUUCUCUGAAGUGUAGUGCCUGGCAAUACUUCAGUUUAAGGUUUUGGUUCAGAUCUACUCCUAAUUCCUUGGAUCACAGAUUUUACCAAACCAUUGUAUGAAGAAUGAAGACAAUAAGGAAAAUUAUUUUUUUUUGUUUGUGUUUUUAAAGCAUACGUAACACUAGGAGAUAUAGGCUUAAAUAACACCUCUGACUGCUACAGAUUAAAUUAAUUCAGUUGAGUAGAGAGGAUGCGGAAACUAGGUAAUAAUCAGUUGUUAAGUUUCUUUGGCAGCCCUUUCUCAACUGAAAGAUCUAUACAACUUAUAACUCUACCAUGUCAUCUUCAUUCCUCUUCAUAUUAUUUAAUAGGGUGGCAUUUCUCUUGAGAUGAAAACAUAAAUACCUGAGUCAUUACUAAAGAUUGUGCCAAAGCAAGCUACUUUCUUCUACCCAUUUUUUAUGGAAUUUCAAAUAUUUGAGGACGACACUUCAGAGAGGAAAAAAUUACCAGCUCUAAUCGCUUGUAAUCUAAUUUACCUGUGGCCAAAAAUAAUAUAUACUGACUAUUUCUGCUUGUGCAAAACAGCAUUGGCAGUCUAAUUAAGUUGAUAUUUUGAAGGUUCAGGAGAGAAUUCACAAAGACUAACUUUAGCUGGAGGAUGGUGAUUUUCCUAAAGUCCUCCAGUAGCAACUCAAGGGCAUUCACACCUGCUCUUCUGCAGAUGCUACACACCUACUGAAAUGUCUUUCUCUCCGUUACUUGUACAGGGAGUUAAGGGAAGACCGGCUUCUAGGGCUAAUGUUAGGCCUAGCGAAUACUGCCUCUCUUCCUCCAAGCUCUGUGUUGUUAGAACUGUCAAUUUGUACUAUGUAAACUUAAACUUAUAAAUUUACACUUCAUAGGAACGGGUUUCUGAGGAAAUCAGAGUACUCUGAUUUUGUAAAAUGCUCAAGUGUGCAGUAAAACUCACCUCUGUUCAGGACAGUACUUUAUGCACAUGCAAAGUUUUAAAUAAUUAUUUGCACAAAAAUUCUGUUCUAAGUAGGCAAAUUUCUCAGAAUCCUCACUCCAUAAAAGUAGAAAGUUUACAAAGAUUACGUAGUUGGAAUUACAUCUGUGCGGAAUAUCCAUCUCGUUAUGGCAAAACUGGUAGUGUGCUCUAUCUUAUGUUUUCCAAACAUCUGUGCUGAAGAGCUGGUCAUCUGACCCAGAUUAGGCAUAGUCUCAAGAAUUUGCACUAGGUGCAAAGGUGUUUGAGACUGCAGCACAGGUGUGGCUCCCCAUGGUCAUCUCAUUUGCUACAAGUCAUGCAAACUUUCAGAUAUAAAGGUAAAUAAAUAUCUCUUACCUCAUAUGCAGUUUGGAAAAGAGCAAAUAAGCAGAAAUUCUAGGUGAAGCCUUGAUACAGUCUGUCAAAUGUACACAAAAAGAUUGAAAGGCAAACUCAGAUAUUUAUUCAAGUUCAAGGCCAAAAGAUUGAUAUGUAAAUGGUUUUAGGGCAGAAUGGUGGUCAGAAGGUGAUGUAUAAAUAACAAGUUCUCUACUUCUGUAGAGAAGGGGAUAUGUAUCUUAACAAAUGACAAGCAGGACUCUGAAAACCUCUUUUAAGGUUCUUCAUCUCAAAUAUAUCUAGAUUUCAUUUUGAGACCAAGAAAACAAGAUGUUUUUGGCACAAUGGAAAAAGAACAGCUUUUCCACAGCACCCACCCACUACACGAGUCCAUUUUAUUUCAUUUCUGCACAACAUGGAGACCAUUUGUUCAUGGAAGGAGUAGUGCCUUGAUCAACAACGCUCUCCUUGUCUUUCUUGGUUCUUGUUCACACUGACACCAUGCUGAUGUUUUUCACUCCACAAUCUGUAUUUUUCUCACAAGUGAUGUCAUUUUUAUUGUGUUGUUUUUAUGGUUUCUUAAUAAAAGCUGUCUGUGAAAAGA
Molecule: messenger RNA, 7369 nt
Organism: Struthio camelus australis
Lineage: Eukaryota; Metazoa; Chordata; Aves; Struthioniformes; Struthionidae
Gene: NPY1R
Product: neuropeptide Y receptor Y1
Biological process (GO): G protein-coupled receptor signaling pathway
Cellular component (GO): neuron projection; plasma membrane
Molecular function (GO): neuropeptide Y receptor activity; neuropeptide binding
Source: RefSeq, a predicted model, not a curated record